This is a messenger RNA of Symbiodinium sp. CCMP2592, 498 nucleotides long. The record is from the annotation of a GenBank genome assembly. Lineage: Eukaryota; Dinophyceae; Suessiales; Symbiodiniaceae.
AUGGGCAAGACGCGCGUGAUCUCCAAGGGUUACCGCCACGGUACUCGCGACAAGUAUUCCAAGAAGUACCGCACGAAGGGCAGACCUGGCAUCGCUCGCUACCUCGUCAACUUCAAGCGCGGAGACUACGUCGACAUCGUGGCUGAUCCCUCCAUCCAGAAAGGAUUGCCCUACUCUCUCUAUCAUGGACGUACUGGCAUCGUCUUCAACGUGAACCGCAAUGCCCUGGGCGUAGAAAUCACCAAGAUUGUUGGCAACCGCCAGCUGCGCAAGCGACUCCACGUGCGCAUCGAGCACGUGCGAAAGUCUCGCUGCAACGAGGCAUUCAAGAAGCGCGUCAAGGAGAAUGACCGCAAGAAGCAGCAGGCCAAGCUCGAGGGCAAGUCCGUCGUCGUGAAGCGCCAACCAGAGGGGCCGAAGCCGAAGAAGAUGGUCGAGGCCAACCCGGAUGAGGUUGAGGUCUUGGCGCCCCUCCCCUUCGUCGAGAAUUACUUCUGA